Messenger RNA from Meloidogyne enterolobii, 523 nucleotides. Lineage: Eukaryota; Metazoa; Nematoda; Chromadorea; Rhabditida; Meloidogynidae. The record is from the annotation of a GenBank genome assembly.
UUGUCUGUGUCAUUUUUUAUUUUUUCAUAUAUGUAUUUUUGCCUAUUUAACUCAUUUUUGGAUGUCUCCAGGUAUUCAUUUCUAUCUCCAUGGGAAUAAUUUUUUUAUUAUUUUACUUGAAACCUUUUUUCUCCUCUUCUUACAACAAAAAAUGCAAAUUGUUGGGUGAACAAAAAUGUCCUUUAUGGCCUAGAACUUUUGCGAAAAAGCAAAAGAGAAUGUUAAAAAGAUUUUUAAGGCAAGUUUUAAGCAUUUUUUACUUAUUUUUUAUUAAAAAACAAGGUGCCAAUUUCUUAAAGCUUUUUUACUUUAAAAAAGAACCUAACAAUUUCCAUUCCAUUUGCGCCACUUAAACAUAAUAAAUAAUAUCUGAGACUAUUUGAAAAUUUUUUCUUUGAAAACAAGCCGUUUUUACACAAUAUACAUUAAAUCUAACAGAGGAGAAUAAAAGAGAGGAAUGGGGAUGGGGGGAUUUACUAUACAUAUGUAUGGUAGUGGGAAAUAUUAUAAAAAUAGAGAAUAU